This is a messenger RNA of Nelumbo nucifera (sacred lotus), 1849 nucleotides long. Its product is annotated as Nucleotide/sugar transporter family protein. The record is from RefSeq and is a predicted model, not a curated record. NCBI's taxonomy places the organism in Eukaryota, Viridiplantae, Streptophyta, Magnoliopsida, Proteales, Nelumbonaceae.
UCCUCAUCAUCUGUGAACUGUGAUUCUGUGGGGGCUGGUAGGUAGCAUUGUAAUCUUUCUCUCUCUCUCUCUUUCUCUCUCUCAGAGAAGCAGGGAAAAAUAUCAAAAAUGCAUACUUUGAACCAGGUAUCCUCGCUUUCCCCCUUCACUUAUUCGAGAUUAAACCAAAGAUUCCAAGGCCAUUCUUACUCUUUCAUUGCAAAUCGAGGAAUACAAGACCACUCAUCUGGUUUAUUCAACAAACUCUGCUCCAAAAUCUCAGGACCUCGGGCCAAAACCUUCAAUCUCAGUGAGGUCCAUAGCCACCCAUUUGGGUUUUAUUCUAAACCAACUGCCCAGGUCCUCGAGGACGGAAGCAACACCUCCGGUCUCAGCAAAACCAAUGGGUACCCAUUUGGAUUUUUCUCAAAACCAGCACUACAGAUCCCAAGGGCAGCUUCCGGAGCUUCCCAGGAAGCAAUUCCAGACGGAGAUGGUACAGAAUCGAAGCAACAAACCCUUCAGCUUGCUCUGGUUUUCGGGUUCUGGUACUUUCAGAACAUUGUGUUCAACAUCUACAACAAGAAAGUUUUAAACCUCUUUCCCUUCCCAUGGCUUCUGGCCUCAUUUCAACUCUUUGUGGGAUCUGUAUGGAUGUUCCUUCUCUGGUCGCUGAAACUCCAACCUUGCCCGAGGAUAUCCAAGUCAUUUAUUAUUGCUCUCCUGGGGCCUGCUCUGUUCCACACGAUUGGCCACAUUUCUGCAUGCGUUUCCUUCUCCAAGGUUGCGGUCUCCUUCACCCAUGUCAUCAAAUCUUCAGAACCCGUUUUCUCUGUUAUUUUCUCGUCUUUCCUCGGUGACACUUAUCCCCUAAGUGUCUGGCUUUCCAUCCUCCCGAUUGUUCUUGGUUGCUCCUUGGCUGCAGUAACUGAGGUUUCCUUCAAUUUGCAAGGUUUAUGGGGGGCUCUGAUCAGUAAUGUGGGCUUCGUUCUCAGAAAUAUUUAUUCAAAGAAGAGCUUACAGAGCUUCAAGGAAGUAAAUGGACUAAAUUUAUAUGGAUGGAUCAGUAUAAUCUCUCUGCUAUAUCUGUUUCCUGUGGCUGUAUUCGUUGAGGGAUCGCAAUGGGUUGCAGGUUAUCAAAGAGCCAUUCAAGCUGCUGGCAAUCCGUCGACAUUCUAUUUAUGGGUGCUCUUAUCUGGGGUGUUUUAUCAUCUGUAUAACCAAUCUUCUUAUCAAGCUCUUGACAAGAUUAGCCCAUUGACAUUCUCGGUUGGAAAUACAAUGAAGCGGGUGGUGGUGAUCGUAUCCACAGUUUUGGUCUUCAGGAACCCAGUGAGACCUUUGAAUGCUCUGGGAUCUGCUAUUGCAAUCUUUGGCACCUUCUUGUAUUCGCAGGCAACAACAGCUAAAAACGUGAAGAAGGAUGGAGUUGAAAAGAAGAAUUAAAUUUGUUUGUUUUCCUUUUCUCUUCUUUCUCUAUUUCUUCUUCCCCCAACCCCCAAAUUUAUAAUGUUUUUAUUAGUCUUCCAUAAACUACUUGUCAGCAUGGAAGCUGAUUGCUUUUGAAGUCUGACUAGCAACUUAGCUAAACAAUUAUGUUACAUUCUCUAGAUUAUAGGGCUCUACUCCACUAUGAUACAUCAGUCUCAUAGAAUUUCUAAUUAGUUGUCCUAGUUGCCAAUUGAAUUGCCUUAGGAGUUCUACAAACAUUGAGGAACCAAUGCCUGAAGAUUUGUUCUUGACGAUCUAAUUCCUUUAUUAUAGCCUUAACUCUGUCAAUAAAAGGAAAUGGAUAUAGCAAUGGGAAUCUGUCCAGCAAAAGAUCUGUUGAGGUGUUCUUUAUUAAUGCAUCCAAAUACCAUUUUUUUGA